Molecule: messenger RNA, 460 nt
Organism: Fundulus heteroclitus (mummichog)
Lineage: Eukaryota; Metazoa; Chordata; Actinopteri; Cyprinodontiformes; Fundulidae
Product: L-selectin-like
Exons: 4
Coding region: 41-460 (139 amino acids)
Source: RefSeq, a predicted model, not a curated record
UAUUGUCAGGGACAUUUUAUUUUGUCUCGAGCAUUCACACAUGGAUUACAAGCUGAUCCUCUUUGGGCUCACAGGGAUGCUGCUCAGUGUUGCCUGUGCCCAAAGCCGUCAGUACUACUUUGUGAACUCUUCGCUGACAUGGACUAAUGCUCAGAGCGUCUGCAGACGUGACUAUGCUGAUCUGGCCACCAUUGAAAACCCAGCUGAUGUUGAUGCUUUUCUCAGGACCACCUCAAACUAUGCAGGCAAGGCUUGGAUAGGUCUCUAUGAUGACCGUAUUAAUGGCUGGAAAUGGUCCCUAAAUGACAGCAGCUUCUAUGGUCCCGGAGAAUACAACUUCAGAAACUGGUAUCCUGUCGAGCCCAAUAAUUAUUUGGGAAAACAGUACUGUGCUAGAAUCUAUGAAUCGAGCUUUGGCGCUUUGGGCACAUGGGAUGACGAUGCGUGCACGGUACAGUAG